Molecule: messenger RNA, 570 nt
Organism: Morus notabilis
Lineage: Eukaryota; Viridiplantae; Streptophyta; Magnoliopsida; Rosales; Moraceae
Exons: 1
Coding region: 286-564 (92 amino acids)
Source: RefSeq, a predicted model, not a curated record
AUUCCAAGUUUAUCAAUAUCCCUUCAUAAGUAUUAUGCUGUUUUUUCUGAUAAAUAUGAAGUCAAUUAACUUGAUGCAGUAUUUGUGAAACUGCACAUGCAUGCUUGAACAAAGUACCAAAUAACCAGCCAAGCCAAUAUUUGUGUUACUUGGGAAGGUACACCAACAAAUCCUUGUGGCCCUCUUCACUUGCGUGCCUCUAGAACCCUCUCUCACUUGACUAUAUAAGAUUAUUUCGUCAAGCAGUAGUUUCACAACCCAAAAAGCCUGAAGAUCACACAUGCGAUGGGAAGCUUAAAGAAGAAGAAUGAGAGUGGGGUGAGCUACUUUCAGAUGCCGCUUCACUACCCGAGGUACACCAAGCAGGAUUACCAGGACAUGCCGGAGUGGAAGCUUGACCAACUUCUCGCCCAGUAUGGCCUGCCGACUCAUGGCGACUUGGCUUACAAGAGAGAUUUCGCCAUCGGGGCCUUUCUGUGGCCAGAUUUUCAUCAGGGCUCCAAGCCUCCUCCUCCUUACCGCACCAUCAACGAUGCUUCUCUUCUGGACAAGAAAAUUAAAUAGCUACAA